GCGGUUCGCCCCGGCUCGGGAGAGCCGAACGCCCUGGGAAAGUCGGCGGGAACGCGGCCGGGCCGGGGCCCGCGUCCUAAAGCGGCGCGCAGCCAGCGCAGCGCUGGUCCGACGCUCCGGGUUUUGAGACUCUGUGCGAUUUAAUGGUGCGCUGAGAUUUCCCUACAAGGAGGUGGUUUAGAAUAGAUGUAUUAAAUUUAUGAGACAAACCCGUGCUGAUUCAGAAGCUGUGGGCGCAGUGCACAAGCUGUGUGCACCAAGGCAGCAGCACUGACCAGCACCCAUGACUCUGCUGUUGGAGUGACGCAACAGAAGCACGUUCCUGAAGAGGCUUCCUGUGUCUGGAGGAGAAAUACUCUUCUUGAUUUCUGCACCUGAAAUUGAAAUCUACCAUUGAAAUCAACAAAAAAGAAAUGAUAAAAUUUUUUCUUAUGGUUAACAAACAAGGACAAACAAGACUGUCCAGGUAUUAUGAGCAUGUAGAAAUUAAUAAACGGACAGUGCUGGAAGCUGAAGUAAUUAAAAACUGUCUCUCCCGUUCAAAGGAUGAGUGCUCUUUCAUUGAGUAUAAGGACUUCAAGCUGGUGUACCGACAGUAUGCAGCCCUUUUCAUAGUUGUUGGCAUCGACCAGACAGAGAAUGAGAUGGCAGUAUAUGAGCUAAUUCAUAAUUUUGUGGAAGUUUUGGACAAAUACUUCAGCAGAGUGAGCGAAUUAGAUGUAUCCUUUUCAAUCAUGUUCAAUUUGGACAGGGUGCACAUCAUUUUGGAUGAAAUGGUGCUAAAUGGUUGCAUCGUGGAAACGAACCGGAACAGAAUUCUCGCCCCUCUGUUUGUGCUUGACAAAGUGGCAGAAGGCUAGGGAGAUGCAAGAGUGACUAAGGCAUUUUACAAAAAAUGGCAAAAGCAUCAAGAAUGUGCCUAUAGCAGUUUUCUGCUGUUGCAAGACUGACUCAUGCGACAUUCAAAUUAGUUGGAAAAUAUUUUCCAUUUCUUAUAGUCUGUGUAUGCAAUGAGAAGGAUACAGCUAAACAUGUGGAUGCAUUCAGAUGCAGCUUCACUGACCCAACAGAAAUCUUCCAAGAAUGGUCAAUAAUUUUAAAACAUUUUGAGGAUGAAGAAGUGGAAACUUACCAUGACUGACUAGGCAUCACUUUGAAUCACUUUGAUUAUGUAGUAUCAUGCCAGAUCUAAAAGACAAAAAUCAUAGAAAAAUAAAUUCAAACUGAGUUUCAGUCUUUCCCUUAAGCACCAACUUGAUUUAUUUUCAUACAAAUUUACUGUUAAUAAUAGUGCUGUGACUUUUAUGCCCACUUUUAUACUACAUUCAUCCUUUAUCAAAAAGCUGGUUUCCCUCCCUUUGCCAUGCAAGUCACAGACGAAAAGUACAGAUGUGUAAAGUAUUUCUACAUACUUUACAAAUUGUAACUGGAAUUAUUUUGCACCGAAAUAUUAUAAUAUUAAUAAAAAAUACUUAAAAUCAGAA
Molecule: messenger RNA, 1484 nt
Organism: Hirundo rustica (Barn swallow)
Lineage: Eukaryota; Metazoa; Chordata; Aves; Passeriformes; Hirundinidae
Gene: AP4S1
Product: adaptor related protein complex 4 subunit sigma 1
Exons: 7
Coding region: 414-860 (148 amino acids)
Biological process (GO): vesicle-mediated transport; protein transport
Cellular component (GO): intracellular membrane-bounded organelle
Source: RefSeq, a predicted model, not a curated record